Messenger RNA from Cydia pomonella (codling moth), 1757 nucleotides. RefSeq lists its product as uncharacterized. The record is from RefSeq and is a predicted model, not a curated record. The transcript has 4 exons. Bases 770 to 1240 code for a protein of 156 amino acids. NCBI's taxonomy places the organism in Eukaryota, Metazoa, Arthropoda, Insecta, Lepidoptera, Tortricidae.
CUAACUCUUAUAAUGAAUAAUCUAAAAAAUAAGGGUUCCGUUUUUUGCCAUUUGGCUACGGAACCCUAAAAACAAACAAGCAUAGCUGUUAAAAUAUUUUCCAUAAAGUUAAUAUCCAUAGAGGAAAAUGGGGACUACGUUUGUGUGGCGAAGCGUUUUUGAGCGGUCUUCCACUUUCGUGUUAUUAUAUUGCAUUUUGAUCGACUUCCAAACAUGAAGAGGUCCCUUGAAUAUGUACUUAUACGAAAUUAAUCCGUAGUUGGAGCAGGUAAAUACAUACCUGAUCUAGCAAAACUGAAACGGAAGCAGACAGCAGAAUGCCAACUUACAAAAAGACCCACCAAAAUAGGUUAGUUGUACUAUUAAAAAUAGAGGUGUAUUGUCAAAGAAAACUUUGUAGCGACGUAAAUCUACUGCCAUAAUUUGUUAAAUAUCAAAAAGUAGCGCCAAAUAAUAGAUCAAAGGCCAAAGGUAUAAAGCAGCAUCGUUUCGAGCGAUGGCGCCAUAAACUUUAGGUAGUAAGGAUCAAAGUCAAAUGGCGUUCUAAAAGUUUUAAUUAUGUGUCGAAAGAUGGCAGUAAAUUUACGUCGCUAAAAAGUUUUCUUUGACAACACACCUCUAUUUCAAAUUCUCUUUGGUUGUUACACAUACUGGCUGUUAUUAUGCAUUACUAAAUGACAGUUACCUAAGUCACAUAAGUCAUUAUUGAUGUCUUAUGUCAAUUUGUAGUAUAGAUACGAGACACAAGAAAAUACCUAGUUAAUUUAUUAUGGAGCCACGGCGAGAAAAAGUCCCACUGGAUGGGCCUGGGCCCCGCGGCGUGCCUGACUGUUAUUACACGUCCCGCGUGCUAGACUCGACGUUCAGAUAUGUGAAGUUCGUGCGGAAGCUGAGAGCUGAGGAGGAAGAGCAACGGAAGGGCAAGGAGAACAAGCUUAAGGAGCUCAAAGACCAGCAGUAUAGCGAUUUCUUCAUCAGCUGUGAUCGCAAAUCUCUGCUUAACAAUGUGGCUCGCCGAGUUGAGUUAUGCAUGGAGUCCUACGAAGCUGACCUAGCAAAGAAAAGACAAAGUCUAAAAGAGCUGUACACCCGAGAAGAGGAAGAAAACAUCCGCAAGUUCGUAGCGCAAGUGCAAGCGGGAAGAGAAGCGGUGUGGCAGGCGAAGAAGGAGCGCUUGGCGUAUCUCAUCGCGAAACGGAAGAAGGAACAUUCGGAGAAGUUCAAGGAUACACCUCUGUAAGUUAUGACACUCCACUGGCCCCGGAACCUACGUAUUUUAAAGGACAUUAAUACAAUCAGCUGUAGAUACGUCUGACGCCGCAAACUGGACACUGGUAGACAGCGGGGCGGGGCGAUCGUUUAGAUUAAAAUGUACUCGUACCAUCAGGUGCAAAAGUGAAUUCAUUCAUAAUUUUCCCACGCAAUUUCGCAGCUCGCUGUACUGUACAUAUAGACUAAAACGAAAACCGCUGGUAUUCAAGACAGAUUUGUUAAAAUCUAUAGGUAAAUUGCGAUCAAGUCUGUGGCCUGGCCCUCUCGCAUACAAAUUCGUAUUCAGGGGGAGUGAGGUAUCUCGAUCUGCAGCUGACUGUAAUAACGUACAUAUCCUCAAAAUGUUAUCUAGAUCGAAAUGUGUCCAUGUGAUGCCCUGCCUAGUAAAACUCCGAGCAAUGGAAGCCCAGGACAUCCAGCUGUACCAGAUGAGGGAAAAGGCGGCGCGGCGCGAGGCCGAGAAGGAGCUGGACAAGAUGUGGUAC